Messenger RNA from Melampsora larici-populina 98AG31, 556 nucleotides. RefSeq lists its product as uncharacterized. Lineage: Eukaryota; Fungi; Basidiomycota; Pucciniomycetes; Pucciniales; Melampsoraceae. The record is from RefSeq and is a predicted model, not a curated record. The transcript has 2 exons. The annotation marks the transcript as partial.
CUAUGUUAAAAGCUGAAGUGGUUGAUAAACUUAAUGUCGAAUUUGGAAAUGUUGAUGCUUGGGAAAGUAUUGGAUCUGAACUUGUUAGUGGUUAUGUAACUGAAUUAGGUGUUUUAGGAAUUGAUCGAGUUAAACAAAUGUCAGAGACAUUAAGUAAAUUAGAUAAGUUGAUUUGGAAUGAUGAAGAUGAGUCAGAAGAAGAGAAAGAAGAAGAAGGGAUCAUCAAGAAUAUUAGGUUGGAAGAUAUGUGAGAUCUGAAAGGUUUUGGUUGUGGGGUUUUUUUUUCUGGGUACUUACAAUCUGAAAAACUGUAGUAAAAGAUUUUUGAAAUGGUACAUCAGUUAGAUUUCAUUUUGGUUUGUUGUUGAUUUGUUUCUAUACUUGGGGUUUGUUUCUAGAUAAAAUGCAUAUAUCAUCAUAUAACCAGACAUCAAUGUAAUUUUGAUAUGUCAAUUUUGUCUUUUGCAUUUUCAGGAUUUUAUCAUAUUGUGAAACUUGGAGUUCCUACUCAUCUAGAAGAUCUAUAGAAAAUCCAAUACAGAGAAAGUUUUCAGCU